UUUCCCCGCGUCUUAGUUGUGUGGAGAUCCGCGGCUGCAGAGAGCAGCAGCACCGUGAGCCCCCGACACUGAUACUCGCUCUGCGCGCUCCUGCCUUUGGAUCUAUCAAUUACAAUUUGCCAACGACCAGUUUUACCUGCUUUAGGGAAAAUGGAAAAGAAAAGCGGCUUUACAACGACCUGCCCGUAACAGACUCUGCUAAAUAACUGCAUUAUUCAUUUUUACGCACCGGUUGUGCAGUCUCUCUCUCUCUCUCUCUCUCUCUCUCUCUCUCUCUCUCUCUCUCUCUCUCUCUCUCUCUCUCUCUCUCUCUCUCUCUCUCUCUCUCUCUCUCUCUCUCUCUCUAUUUCUCUCCCCCACUCAGCCCCCUCUCUCCCUCUCCUUCUCUCUCUCCUGUUGUGCUCGCAGUUUCCGCCUUUUUUUCUGCGACAAGAAAAAUUGCUUCUGCUCCUCCAAAAAGCCUGUUCGAAUUUUUGCAAUCCAUUCGUUGGCUCCCUCAACCAGUUACAGGAUGGAGAACGGGGUCUCCACCGUCAUCGGACCGGUACCUCUGCUCUCCAUCCACUGAGGAAACCCACCGCACCGGUAGAUCACUAUCUGCUGCUGAGGCGAGAUGCUUGGACUUGUAUCGGGAAAACAGAAUCCCAUGGCAAUGUGAUGAAGAGCUAUGCUGCUUUAUCCGUGAACACUUGCGUCGUUGCACAACUUCAGCCGAGACCUCAAGGCGAGGCGAGCUCCAUGCGUCGUGUUCUGGAAAGCCAGAAUCUCUUCACUGGAUCAUCGUGGGUUAGUUGAACCACGUUCAGAUCACGCAAGUUGAAGAUCUUUUUUUUUCGAUCCCUCUCUCUCAUUCUGGUUUAUUUCCCCCCAUCCCACCGACCCCUGAAACCUCAUCCAGAAUGACGGACUUAUUUCAUUUGACCACCGAUUGCCUUUACGCGUUUUUGAAGCUUUGGAAUCAUUGGACUCACUGCCAAGAUCAGUAGCAGCAGAGUCCGGAUCGCUCUUCGUCUUCUCUACCCCCCCCCCCCCCCCCCCCCCCCCCCCCCCCUCCGACCCCCUUCGCUCUCUGUCUUCUCUCUCUAUCUAUCUCCCUCUCACUUCUCCCUCUCUCUCUAUUUGUCUCUAUCCGUUCCAGUAACCGAGUGAAUGCUCUCCCAUGGAGGUAGUACAACAACCUUGGGGACUGUACAACGAGAAGGGUAAUUUCUCCAAACAAGAAGAGCCUGUCAGCGGGCGACGCAUCGGGUGAAACCGGAGCCCCGCGCGCUGGGCUGCAUAGAGAAGGAAGUCUCCUCUGUAGCCUCGAUGCACCCUUGUUGCACCCUUAACUGCCGGUAGAUCGUUUCAAUUGGGGACACAUAUCUGCACCAAUCUCCUCCAUGGCUUGUCACGGCUGCCCCGUGUCUCUCCGAGCCACAAGCAUUACGGUCUACGCUUUGGGUUACUAAAUGGUUUUCUGGGGGAGGAAUUCUAACCGGCGAGAUGCUGCUUGUACUUCUGCUGGUGGCCUGUUCUUCGUCCAUCUCCGGCUCCCUGGCCUCCUCCGUCUCCUCCCCCACCUCCUUGGACGGAUAUCCAAUGGCGGACCCGUCCUCCUCGGACCUGAUGGUGGAGACCUGCAGCGUGUGCUCCUGCAUGUCCGUGGAGAAUGUGCUGUACGUCAACUGUGACAAGAUCACCGUCUACCGGCCGACGCAGCUGAUCCCGCCCAUCUCGUCCCUCUACCACCUCAACUUUCAGAACAACGUCCUGAUCAUUCUGUACCCCAACUCCUUCCUCAACUUCACCCACGCCGUCUCGCUGCAGCUGGGCAACAACAAGCUGCAGAACAUCGAGGGCGGUGCUUUCGCGGGGUUGAGCGCGCUGAAGCAGCUCCACCUCAACAACAAUGAGCUGAAGGUGCUCAGAGCGGACACCUUCCAGGGCAUCGAGAGCCUGGAGUACCUGCAGGCCGACUACAACCUGAUCAAGUACAUUGAAAAGGGGGCCUUUAACAAGCUGCACAGGCUCAAAGUGGUCAUCCUGAAUGACAACCUCAUACAGUUACUUCCAGACAACAUAUUCCGCUUUGCGUCGCUCACUCACCUGGAUAUAAGGGGGAACCGGAUCCAGAAACUCCCGUAUCUGGGCGUUCUGGAGCACAUCGGUCGCAUCGUGGAGCUGCAGCUGGAUGACAACCCCUGGAACUGUACGUGUGACUUGGCGCCGCUCAAGGCAUGGCUGGAAAACAUGCCCUAUAACAUUUUUAUUGGCGAGGCGAUCUGUGAAACACCUAGUGACCUGUACGGGAGACUGCUGAAGGAAACCAACAAGCAGGAGCUCUGUCCCCUGGGGACCGGUAGUGACUUUGACGUCCGGAUGCCCCCGGUGCCGCCCGAACACGGCCAGUCACCUUCGAACAUGUCCCCUACCACUGUGGCCACCCUCAUCACAAAAGCGCCAAAGUCCACUGACCCGUCUAAGAUGUACGGCAAUGGCAUUGUCGCCGGUUUGCCUCCCUUUGGUAGAACCGGCCAGAUUGUUUCUUACCAGACGCGGACUCCCCCACUAUCAUGUCCUCAGCCCUGCACUUGUAAGGCCCAUCCCUCCGAUUUUGGUAUCAGUGUCAGUUGCCAGGAGAGGAACGUCAACAAUCUAUCGGAUCUCAUCCCCAAACCCCCCAAUGCCAAGAAGCUCCACCUGAGCGGAAAUUACAUUCGCGACAUCAGUCCCGUGGAUUUCCAAGGCUUCGAGGGCUUGGAUCUGUUGCACCUGGGCAGCAAUCAAAUCGCUACCGUCCAGAAAGGUGUGUUUGCUAACCUGACUAAUCUGAGAAGGCUGUAUUUAAAUGGAAACCAGCUUGAACAGUUACACCCAGAGAUGUUUUUGGGUCUCACAAAUUUGCAGUAUCUAUAUCUGGAAUACAAUGUCAUUAAGGAAAUCCUGGCGGGAACAUUUGAUUCCAUGCCGAACUUGCAACUGCUUUAUCUAAACAACAAUGUGCUCCGGAGUCUGCCUGCCUACAUAUUCGCCGGUGUCUCAUUGGCCCGACUGAAUCUGAAAAACAACCACUUCAUGACACUGCCAGUGAGCGGUGUCUUGGACCAGCUGCGGUCAUUGACCCAGAUCGACCUUGAAGGGAAUCCGUGGGAGUGUUCUUGCGAUCUGGUUGCCCUCAAAAUCUGGCUGGAGAAGUUGAGCGAUGGCGUGGCUGCCAAGGAAGUGAAAUGUGCCUCCCCUGUGCAGUUCGCCAACAUUGAGUUGCGCCUCCUGAAAAACGAGAUCCUCUGCCCGAAGCUCAUCGCCAGGCCUCCCGUCAUCUUCACCAGCUCCACCCCUCUUUUAACGUCCCUCUCCCCAGCCGGGGUGGGUAAAGCCCCGCCCGGGGGCCCAGUCCCGCUCUCCAUCAUGAUCCUCAGCAUCCUCGUCGUCCUCAUCCUCACCGUGUUCGUGGCCUUCUGCCUGCUGGUGUUUGUCCUUCGGCGGAACAAGAAGCCCGCUGGGAGGCAGGAGGGGCUCGGGGGGCCCGAGUGUGGAUCCAUGUCGCUGCAGCUGAGACGGCACAGCCACAAGUCGGGCAAAAAGGGCUGCGUCCCUGGCGACGACCUGGGCGGAGAGACGUUCAUCCCUCAGACCAUCGAGCACAUCGGUAAGAGCCACACCUGCGGGAUCGGACGCUCUUCGGACAUGGACGCCGGCUUCAAGUUCGCCGACUCUCAGCGGCAGAAGAUUAUCCUGCGCAACUGUGCCGACAAGGAUAAGGACUCGCUGUCCACACUGGAGCGCAACAAGCGCCUCAGCACAAUCGACGAGCUAGAGGAGUUCCUCCCCGGACGGGAAUCCAACAUGUUCCUCCAGAACUUCCUGGACAGCAAACGAGAUUUCAACAGCAUAGGGAUGGGCGGGUUUGAAAUCCGCUACCCAGAGAAACCUGAUAAAAAGAUGAAGAAGUCGUCCCUGAUAGGAGGGAACCACAGUAAGAUCGUGGUGGAGCAGAGGAAAAGUGAGUAUUAUGAGCUGAAAGCCAAGCUCCAAGGAACACCUGACUACCUGCAGGUGCUGGAGGAGCAGACUGCACUUAGUAAAAUGUAGGGAUGGUUGUUUGCUUGAUUCAGUGCAUUUUUGUGAUCAAACAAACAUGUGCACAGACAAAGACACUAACACUAACACGCACACAAACCCACAGAUACAGAUAAUUAUCUUUGCAACCAUAUAGCCAGAUUGAGAGUCCCACCCCCACUUACACAAACACACACACACACACACACACACACACACACACACACACACACACACACACACACACACACACACACACACACACAGACACACAAACAAAGUGCCUUCUGAGAAUCCUUAAUGACCAAUGCAGAAACGGACAAAAUGGCUCCACACUACAAGGCUAUCACUAGCAUUCAGCGCGGAUGUAUUUCACAGUAUAAGACAUUUGGAUUAUCCAUGCCAUUGUUAGUAUGUGUACGAAUUCCACACAAUUGAUCGCAGGACACCCAUAAAAGCAUAAAAAGGCAUUGUAUUUUUGCUGCUAUUGAAAUGGGUACUUUUUAAUUUUUUUGGUUUUCUUUUUUUCUCCUUUUUUUCCAACCAAAUUGAAGGGUCUUGAAAACAGUGCUUCAGAGCAACAUCUUGAACCCUGAUAAAAAAAAAAGGAACGGGGUAAUUAAUUUCCCCCGUGGUGGGAAUCGUGAUUUCAGAGAGUGGAGAAUUGUUGACUCGGUGGAUACCCUUUUGUUCUUAAUUUGCAGGGGACAAUGAUUCAUAAGGGGGGAGGGGGAAUCUAUCAUUCUCUUCGGAGUUGCCUGAAGACCCUACGCCAUCUUGCCUGGAUAAUGUGUAUGUGCUCUGUUCUAUGGGGUGUACAGGAAGACUACACUAAGGGGUCUGGGAUGAAGGCACUUGGAGAAACUCUGGAAUGAUCUCUCAACUCGUUCUCAUUGUGUAAAGAGCCAUGUUUAAUAACGUCUCUUCUGAAUGGAGUUGUGUUUCUCUGCAAUUGCUACUUACUUGUCUGUUUUGGGUGGAAUAAUAAUGACACUUACACUGUCAGAGGACAUUGUUUCUGAAAAAAACGGAAAAACAAAAACCCAAGAAAAAAAAGAGCUGCUUGCCAUGUAAGCGUAAUAUGGAAUUUAUUUUGUAAGUCUUACAUUAUUUGUAUAAGUGGGACUGGUUUGUAAAAUACGAGGAAUGACAAAAAAUAUCACACUCAAAUGCAAGUGUUCAUCUUUCAGAGACUUAAACCCAGAUUUAGCGGUCAAAAAGGCCAAUAUGACUAAAUCUGCGACACAACCCCUCCCCCAUCAGCUAUCAAUUCGUAGUAAAGUAAAGAAUUAAACCACAUAAUUAAUUUAUUUUUCUAUGCGGGAUUAUUUAAAGAGUUAUUGGUACUAUUUAAACAAACAGAAGAAAUAGUAAAAAUAUAAGGUUGAAAAGGACUUCAUAGCGAGGCGGCAUCUCAAGCUAAUUAAGGCCCAAGUGUGCUCGCUACACCCAAAGGAACUGCUCUGUUACUUCAAGGUUGUGUUUCUGUUCUGUUUUAUUUAGUUCUCUCUAAGUUUGUAGAAGAAUUGCCCCUUUGCGAUGGACAGGAGUGAGAUAAUGGUCAUCUCUCACAUGGUCACGGCAGAGGGUCGGGUGGCCAGCCAUGUUUGUGAAGUUCAAGGUAGUUCUCUUCUAUUCUUAUAUCUCCUGCAGUAUCUUGUAAAAGGUUUCUUAUUAAACAUUAUGCAACCAAAAUAAAUGUGUAUUAAACUUGAUAUAGUUCUGGGUUGUUGACAUGAAUGGAUACAAUUGCAGAAUAUGUCAGAGAAUGAAGGAUCAAAAGAGAUCAAACGUUUUUCAAAAAAAGAUGUGUGUCUAUUAAAUUGUUUUAAAUUGGGAAGAUUUGGACGAAAUCAUCAUUAAAACCAUGUGCAAUAUUAGUAAAAAAAUAAAUAUCAUGAUGGCUUAAAAUAAUUUUAUUUUUUAAUUUAGUUUCAAGUUAUAUUGUCAAGUCAAGUUCUAUUUCAGAGGUUAUUUUAUCAACAAUAUCUGGUCCUUAUUAAAGGUAUUUGUUAAGUUAAAAUUAUGAGUGUUUAUCGACAUUACAAUGAAUAGAAUGUAUCUUGGAAAGUAUAAUAAAUACAAUUUUCUAUUGGACAUACAACUCCUGUAUAUUGGUUAAUUUUCUCUUGUAUAAUCAUGUUGACAUCAAGGUAUUAAAAUCAGCACCUAUUUGCAA
Messenger RNA from Gadus macrocephalus (Pacific cod), 6220 nucleotides. RefSeq names its product SLIT and NTRK-like family, member 4 (gene slitrk4). NCBI's taxonomy places the organism in Eukaryota, Metazoa, Chordata, Actinopteri, Gadiformes, Gadidae. Gene Ontology annotation, biological process: axonogenesis; regulation of presynapse assembly; positive regulation of synapse assembly. The record is from RefSeq and is a predicted model, not a curated record. The transcript is spliced from 2 exons. Gene Ontology annotation, molecular function: protein binding. Gene Ontology annotation, cellular component: membrane; glutamatergic synapse. Bases 1486 to 4074 code for a protein of 862 amino acids.